AUACGGUCGUCAAGUACGAAGGAACACCAGUUAUAUUACGCUUGAUGUUGAGAAAGACCAGAAUAUAAUUUUCAUAUUUGUGUCCGCAUAGGUGAAAAAAUAGUUAAAUAAACCUGAACACAAUAAAAGUUAGGUUAUUUAAGGUUAGAACAUGCCAUGUUUUGGUCUCCGUAUUUAAAUAAUUAAAGAAGAUCUGUGUUUUCUUAUGAACAUUAACAUGUUUCGUCCGACGAGAAGCUUAUUAUCAACCUUGAAUCGUGUCAAGGAAUGUCGUGCGGUGCACGCUAGUAGUCAAACUUUAGCAGAAAUUACAGAAUAUGAAUCUGUUAUUACUGAUGAAUAUAAAAGAGGACCUGAAGAAGGCAGGGCCCUUUAUCUGGAUGCUCAAGCAACUACACCAGUGGAUCCAAGAGUAUUAGAUAAAAUGAUGCCUUAUCUUAUAGCAUAUUAUGGAAAUCCACAUUCCAGAACCCAUAUGUAUGGUUGGGAGACAGAAACAGCAGUUGAGCUUGCCCGUAAACAAGUAGCAAAUCUGAUAGGUGCAGAUAAAAAAGAAAUUAUAUUCACAUCUGGUGCAACAGAAUGCAAUAACAUAGCUGUAAAAGGUGUAGCAAGGUUUUACAAGAGCAAGAAAAAUCAUAUUGUGACAACCCAGAUAGAGCACAAAUGUGUACUAGAUUCCUGUAGAGCCUUGCAAGCAGAAGGAUUUGAAGUAACUUAUAUUCCAGUGAACUCAAAUGGUCUUAUUGAUCUUAAUCAGUUAGAAGAUGCAAUUAGACCAAGUACUUCUCUGGUUUCUAUAAUGAUGGUAAAUAAUGAAAUUGGUGUGAGGCAACCAGUUGAAGAAAUUGGUGCCAUUUGUAGGAAAAAGAAGGUGUUUUUCCACACAGAUGCAGCUCAGGCUGUUGGAAAAAUUCCGGUCGAUGUUAAUUCGAUGAACAUCGAUCUAAUGUCUAUUAGUGGACAUAAAAUAUAUGGUCCAAAAGGAAUUGGGGCUCUAUAUGUGAGAAGAAGACCGAGAGUUCGCGUAGAGCCAAUUCAAAGUGGCGGUGGUCAGGAAAGGGGUAUGAGAAGUGGUACUGUUCCAGCUCCUUUAGCUGUGGGGCUAGGAGCAGCCUGUGAAUUGUCACAAGCAGAAAUGGAGUACGAUCAUAAGUAUAUCUCGAUGCUCUCCAGUCGUUUAAUUGAAGCGAUAACGUCAAAUUUGGCACACGUUAUACGUAAUGGAGACCCUGUUGCUUGGUACCCUGGCUGUGUAAAUUUAUCUUUCGCAUAUGUGGAAGGUGAAUCUUUAUUAAUGGCAUUAAAAAACGUUGCUUUGAGCAGCGGAUCUGCUUGCACCAGUGCAAGUUUGGAACCUAGUUAUGUGUUAAGAGCAAUCGGAACAUCGGAAGAUUUAGCACAUUCCAGUAUUAGAUUUGGUAUUGGCCGGUUUACAACGAUUGACGAGAUUGAUUACACCGCAAAAAAUACAAUUCAACAUGUACAGAGACUUCGAGAAAUGAGUCCAUUGUGGGAGAUGGUACAAGAGGGAAUCGAUCUAAAAUCUAUCCAAUGGACUCAACACUAAUGGCUUCUUACCGCAUAGUCCUGACUACCUGAUUAUGUAGAUAGUGUGGAUUAAAUAUACGAACCGUAAGUUUCCGAAAUAGACCAAGCCUAAUUGAGUAAAACAUUGUUCAGUAUGUAAUAAAUUUUUAUUUGAAAUUCUUUA
Osmia bicornis bicornis is the source of this 1714-nucleotide messenger RNA. RefSeq names its product cysteine desulfurase, mitochondrial (gene Nfs1). The record is from RefSeq and is a predicted model, not a curated record. Gene Ontology annotation, cellular component: mitochondrion; nucleus; cytosol. Gene Ontology annotation, molecular function: cysteine desulfurase activity; pyridoxal phosphate binding. The transcript has 9 exons. Lineage: Eukaryota; Metazoa; Arthropoda; Insecta; Hymenoptera; Megachilidae. Gene Ontology annotation, biological process: [2Fe-2S] cluster assembly. Bases 206 to 1570 code for a protein of 454 amino acids.